CUCUGGCUGUACAUUUCCAGGAUUACGGUACUACAAUAGAGCUGAAGCGUAGCUCGUAUGAAUGCCGAAGUUCUACGUAUGCAACGAGUUCAGGACCAUGCCCGGACGCUCCACAAAUCGAAAGCUGUCUGCUUAUCUGACAAGAUAUUUUUGAUAUACGACUCCUUGCAAGUUGCAUUCAGGUCAUCUUGGAGAAAGUGAGCUGCUGAGCACCAAGCUGGAGGGCAAGCUCUGGACGGUGAGCCUGCAUUCAAGGGACGAAUCACAGGAUACGAAGGGAGGCAGCCGGAUUUGCUGACAUACAUUUCAGGACCUUGCCUGGCGUGACAAGGAUAAAGCACGAUGGCAAGCGCGCCUGAUCUUGCUGAUGUGCCGGCGGACACGCUCUUCAAAGAAGUGCUUCGGAGGUUGAAGUGUUCUGUGAAGCCCGAGAAGCGCAUCAUUCUGGUUGGCCCCCCCGGGUGCGGCAAGGGCACCCAGUCCCCCAUCAUCAAGGAGGAGCACUGCCUGUGCCACCUGGCGACCGGGGACAUGCUGCGAGCGGCGGUGAAGGCGCAGACGCCCCUGGGGAAGCAGGCCAAGGAAGCGAUGGACGCGGGGAAGCUGGUGUCGGACGACUUGGUGGUUGGGAUCAUUGAGGAGGCGAUCAAGCGGCCGUCGUGCUCAAAGGGCUUCAUCCUGGAUGGGUUCCCCAGGACAGUGGUGCAAGCGGAGAAGCUGGACGCGAUGUUGGCCAAGGACGCUGCCAAGGUGGACAAGGUGCUCGACUUCGAGGUGCCGGACCAGGUGUUGGUGGAGCGGGUUACCGGGCGCUGGAUCCACCCCGACAGCGGGCGGUCGUACCACACCAAGUUCGCGCCCCCGAAGGUGCCCGGCAAGGAUGACAUUACUGGGGAGCCCCUGAUUCAGCGGAAGGACGACAACGCGGAGACGCUCAAGAGCAGACUGGAGGCCUUUCAUAAACAGACGCAACCGGUUAUUGACUACUAUGCGAACAAGGGCGUUGUUUCGAAGUUGCACGCCGAAAAGCCCCCACCAGACGUCACCUCGGAAAUUCAGAAGGCCCUUGGCUCCUAACGAGUUUGUCGAUCCAAGAAUAACGAGAGCGAAGGCGAGAAGUUGGGAAGAGGUUAGCAGGGCUAACAACCAAUCCGCGAAACAUCGAUAAUCGAAUAGCGCUCCCUUAUUGAUGAGAUUUUGACUUCGAGAAGAGGAUAAAGAGAGUAUUAGACAUCUGAUUACCUGAGACUGCAAUGCUUCUUUUGGAUCGAGUGCACUUCGAUCUGGAGCCAAAUGACGAACAGUUUUUGGUGCAAAUAGUACAAAGUGCAAACUCACAGCCCUGUUGUUAUCGUCACACUGUGACACUGAGGCUAAAGUGCUGUAUGUUGCUAUUUUGGCGCUCUCAGGCUCAAUAGUGAACUCCGUGUCUGAUGGCUGACUGAUAAUCGAG
Molecule: messenger RNA, 1453 nt
Organism: Klebsormidium nitens
Lineage: Eukaryota; Viridiplantae; Streptophyta; Klebsormidiophyceae; Klebsormidiales; Klebsormidiaceae
Source: the annotation of a GenBank genome assembly